UUACUCUAAAAUCACGAAGCCAAAUACCAUACACCAGUGUGAUUUAAUCGAAAUACCAUAUGACAUGAAUACAGAUUCACUAGAUGGUAACCCAAUAUUUUACUAUGUAUUAUUAGUUAUAGAUUGUGUGACUAGAUAUAAAGAUUUUGUUUUUUUAAUGUCAAAAAGCAGUGAAGAAGUUGCAAAAGCAUUUAAGAGUAAAUAUGAUAAUCCUGACAACCCUCUUAAUUGGCCUCGACUAUUGCAAUAUGAUGAAGAUCGUGAGUUUAUAGGAAGCGUGACAUUGAUAAUAGAUGAACAUAAUGUUAAUAUCCGAAGAAUUAAGUAUGUGAUAGAGUUUCUUUUACCUACUAGUAAACGCUGUAGAGAAUGUAAAAGGUUUGCACGAAAGAUUGUUGACAAUAUGAAUGAUACUCCAACUCGACUAAUUGGAAUGAAUGGUUCUUAUUGGAAGGAAGCCGAAUGCAUGCAAGGUGCUUCUUAUAAAAGUUUCUAA
Messenger RNA from Dentiscutata erythropus, 496 nucleotides. Lineage: Eukaryota; Fungi; Glomeromycota; Glomeromycetes; Diversisporales; Gigasporaceae. The record is from the annotation of a GenBank genome assembly.